CGCAAUGGUGUUCUCGUUCGUGCCGAAGACAAGGCCAGAGACCCAUCUUCUUCGUCGACUCAACCACCUCCUCCCCAACCAAAGUCCGACAAACAGCUUCAGAAAUGUGUCACGCACAUGUUAAGCUGCUUAGGCACCAAAGGAAACAUGCACUAACCACCAAAAGCAAGACAUGCCGUAUAUAGGAAAGUACUACCCUAACUAUUUUCCUGGAACUUUCCCAUUUGGUUCCUUGUUGAGAAAAUCUCUUCUCUUGUUUAACUAAACAACUUCCCUUGAACUGUUACUUAGUCAUCUACCGUGGAGCUGACCUCGUCAUCUGGAGAAUGCGAUCCCCUCUGUUCAGUAGAUGAAAUGAGCUCACAAGAUUUCGAGGCCGCUUACCAGCCAAAGACUGAUUUGCUGAAAGCUCUUGCAAUAUUUGCAGCAGCUGCAACAGGGGCAGCGGCAAUUAAUCUUGUGAGCUCGUUUCAUCUUGUGAGCACAUGUUAAGCUGCUGAGGCACAAAAGGAAACAUGCACUAACCACCAAAAGCAAGACAUACCAUAUAUAGGAAAGUACCGCCCUAACUAUUUUCCUGGAACUUUCCCAUUUGGUUCCUUGUUGAGAAAAAAAUCUCUUCUCUUGUUUAACUAAACAAUUUCCCUUGAACUGUUACUUAGUCAUCUACCAUGGAGCUGACCUCAUCAUCUGGAGAAUGCGAUCCCCUCUGUUCAGUUGAUGAAACGAGCUCACAAGAUUUCGAGGCCGCUUACCAGCCAAAGACUGAUUUGCUGAAAGCUCUUGCAAUAUUUGCAGCAGCUGCAACAGGGGCAGCGGCAAUUAAUCAUUCCUGGGUUGCUGCCAAUCAGGAUGUUGCUAUGGUGUUGCUAUUUGGAAUAGGAUAUGCAGGCAUAAUUUUUGAAGAAUCUCUUGCCUUCAAUAAAAGUGGAGUAGGACUAUUGAUGGCUGUGAGUUUAUGGAUUGUCCGAAGCAUUGGGGCCCCAUCAACUGAUAUAGCUGUUUCGGAGUUAUCACAUGCAUCUGCUGAAGUCAGCGAAAUAGUGUUUUUCGUGCUUGGUGCAAUGACCAUCGUGGAAAUAGUUGAUGCUCAUCAAGGAUUUAAGCUAGUGACUGACAAUAUAACUACUCGAAAGCCACGGACUCUCCUUUGGGUGAUUGGUUUUGUGACCUUUUUGCUUAGUUCAGUCCUUGACAACCUGACCUCCACGAUUGUCAUGGUUUCUUUGUUGCGGAAACUAGUACCUCCAUCGGAAUACCGAAAGAUUCUUGGGGCUGUUGUUGUGAUCGCAGCAAAUGCUGGUGGUGCAUGGACUCCUAUUGGUGAUGUCACCACUACUAUGUUAUGGAUACAUGGUCAAAUAUCCACGUUGCAGACGAUGAAGGACUUGGUUAUACCUUCCGCUGUUUCUCUGGUUGUCCCACUGGCUUUGAUGUCCUUUACUAGUGAAGUUAACGGGAAGGAGCAGGACUCUUCCAGUGUUCUGGCAUCCGAACAGGUGGCCCCUCGGGGACAGCUUGUUUUUUCUGUAGGCAUUGGAGCUUUGGUGUUUGUCCCUGUGUUCAAGGCUUUAACAGGGCUACCUCCUUACAUGGGUAUGCUGCUUGGGCUUGGAGUUCUUUGGAUCCUGACAGAUGCUAUACAUUAUGGUGAAUCUGAAAGACAACGAUUGAAAGUACCACAGGCUUUAUCACGCAUUGACACUCAAGGAGUACUUUUUUUCCUUGGAAUCCUUUUGUCUGUCAGCAGUCUAGAGGCAUCAGGAGUUCUCCGGGAAUUGGCAAAUUAUCUUGACGCUCAGAUUCCAAAUGUUGAACUGAUUGCAAGUGCAAUAGGGGUUGUGUCUGCAAUCAUAGACAAUGUUCCGUUGGUUGCAGCAACAAUGGGAAUGUAUGAUCUCACCUCCUUCCCCCAAGAUUCCGAGUUUUGGCAGUUGGUUGCGUAUUGUGCUGGCACAGGUGGAUCCAUGCUGGUUAUUGGCUCUGCAGCUGGAGUUGCAUUUAUGGGUAUGGAAAAGGUGGAUUUUUUUUGGUACUUACGGAAGGUUAGUGGUUUUGCUUUCGCUGGUUAUGCUGCUGGUAUAGCUGCAUAUUUGGCAGUUCAUAAUCUCCACAUCUCCAUCCCCACAACUCUAGCUCAGGCACCGUUCCUUUCCGGUUCAUAAAUGGUAUUGCAUCAAGAGGGGCAGUAGCCGGCAGAUGUAGCCAUACGCAUUUGUUUGAUCUAAAUGGCAAAAAUGUUGGGAAACUGAAAGUUAUAUGUACAAAACCCUAUCUAGAAACAACAGAAGCUUGAUGGAGGGAUGGUGAUAUUAGUUAGAUUGAUUAAGAAAAGAGAGGGUUAAUUAGAUUGAUGCCCCAUAUAUUUUACAUCAUGAUGCCUUCUAUUGAAAAUGUAAUUUUUGAUCGUAGUUGAAUAAAAAUCAUUUUGCCAGCACAACUGGAAUGGUGAAAUGUUUCCCGCAGUAGAUUUAUCUUUCUGAAUGUAUAGAGGACCUAAUGGAAAACUCCUUUGGUUAA
Molecule: messenger RNA, 2520 nt
Organism: Cornus florida
Lineage: Eukaryota; Viridiplantae; Streptophyta; Magnoliopsida; Cornales; Cornaceae
Product: sodium/proton antiporter 1
Exons: 12
Coding region: 672-2165 (497 amino acids)
Biological process (GO): transmembrane transport; sodium ion transport
Cellular component (GO): membrane
Molecular function (GO): antiporter activity
Source: RefSeq, a predicted model, not a curated record